UUAAGAAAAAACAAGGAAUUUCCUGGUGAGCUACGACAACACUGGAAGAUGAACGUGGGCGUAGCUCACAGCGAGGUGAACCCCAACACGCGGGUGAUGAACAGCAGAGGAAUAUGGCUGACCUACCUGUUGCUGACCGUCGUGUUGCACAUCGUGCUGCUCAGCAUCCCUUUCUUCACAGUGCCACUCGUCUGGACCCUCACCAACGUCAUCCACAACCUGGUGAUGUACCUGUUUCUACACACAGUGAAGGGAACUCCCUUCGAGACGCCGGACCAAGGCAAAGCUCGUCUGCUCACUCACUGGGAACAGAUGGACUACGGCGUCCAAUUCACAGCGUCGCGUAAAUUCCUCACCAUCUCACCAAUUGUUCUGUAUAUUCUUGCUAGUUUCUACACAAAAUACGAUGCCACACAUUUCCUAAUCAACACAGGCUCCCUCCUGAGCGUCCUCCUCCCAAAGUUACCUCAGUUUCACGGAGUACGGAUAUUUGGGAUCAACAAGUACUGACAGAAAUGAUUCAAGCACUGGAUUUUAAUCAACACUGGACUUUUAUGUUUUUCUGUUUCUGCUGAACUAUUUUAGGUUUAGACGCUGAUGAGAAAGAGAUUAUCUGACUGUGUGGAGUAAUAUAUCAAAGUUGCAGUUUGUGCAGCCUGAAAAAAAAAAAGAAGCAGUAAAUGCACUGCUGCUGUUUUACAUGAAAGUAACUAUUUUUUUCUUCAUGGACAUUCCUGCUGGGUUUUUUUUGUUUUUUUGUUUUUUGACAAAAAGCCAGACGCUUCGCUCUUGUUGUGAAGUAAGAGCAAAGUUUCACCUGCACUGCUUUUGAAUGUGACAAUUAUUAUACAUUACUUUCAAAAACAUACCAUCUCCCCUGUCUUUAGACGCAGCUUUUUACUGUUACAAACUGCGCUGGCUGCAAGUCUGUAAAACUGAGUUUCUGGUUGUUGCCAUAAAUGUGAAUCAAUCUCUUCCAUUUACUCAACGUGUGGUUCAUGUUCUGAAUACUACUUUCACCUAUUUUUUUUUUCUUCAUGCUUUCCGUUUGAUUUACUUUUAAGGGUUCACGUGCAUCAUGCAUUUACACAUCUACAAUAAACACUGCAGACUUUGUUUUGCUAUGAUACACAUAAUCAUGAAAAGCUGGAUCUCUUUUUCCAUGUAUGUGUAUAAAAAAUGAGCAUUGAGAGC
Scomber scombrus (Atlantic mackerel) is the source of this 1194-nucleotide messenger RNA. RefSeq names its product ORMDL sphingolipid biosynthesis regulator 2 (gene ormdl2). Gene Ontology annotation, biological process: negative regulation of ceramide biosynthetic process; intracellular sphingolipid homeostasis; ceramide metabolic process. The record is from RefSeq and is a predicted model, not a curated record. Bases 49 to 510 code for a protein of 153 amino acids. The transcript is spliced from 4 exons. NCBI's taxonomy places the organism in Eukaryota, Metazoa, Chordata, Actinopteri, Scombriformes, Scombridae. Gene Ontology annotation, cellular component: endoplasmic reticulum membrane.